CUUUUCCAGCCACGAUGGUAACAAACGAAGCACAAACCUCAAUGCCUCCACGGGUAGAACGAAUUGAUACCUCGCCGAGGGAACAAUGCAAAGCUAGCCAAACUCGCAUUGAGUUGACACCGAAUGUUGAGACACGGUCAAUUUUUGUCCCAGCAAUAUCAACAGAAGAGGCCAUGACCAAUAUGGCCAACCCAUACGAGGAAGUUAGGGAAGUAGGGGACGAUGCGCGGAUAUCCACUACGCAUGAACAACACCACGAAAUCUCAUGGACGUCCUGUAUUAUUCACUCUUGCGAGACCCAUCUCGCCGAAAAGAUCAAGCACAACGCCUUCCCCAGAAGGCAAUCCAAUAACGUUCUCGCAAACCCAUAUCUCAAAAGCGAACUACAAUAUUGGUCACCCCAAACCAGCACCUGCCAACAUGAACACAUAAUUCUGGCACCAGACGUACGAGAAAAAUGUCUUCGGUCCCCAUUUGAGUAUCGCAGUUGUCAGGAUGUGCACUGUGAGAUCCACAAAGAAGGGAAAGUUCGUGACUGGCACAAGACACAGGAGGAUACGCGAAGACGCGAAGAACUACGUAUCAAAGAACGAAGCGUAUACAUCCGACGCAUGCGAAGCUUGCAGUUGGUGAGGCAUCAAGGGCUCGCCCAGGGCAAAACCUACGAAAGUUAG
Ilyonectria robusta is the source of this 674-nucleotide messenger RNA. RefSeq lists its product as uncharacterized. The transcript has a single exon. The coding region runs from base 15 to 674 and encodes 219 amino acids. Lineage: Eukaryota; Fungi; Ascomycota; Sordariomycetes; Hypocreales; Nectriaceae. The record is from RefSeq and is a predicted model, not a curated record.